Molecule: messenger RNA, 1182 nt
Organism: Xyrauchen texanus (razorback sucker)
Lineage: Eukaryota; Metazoa; Chordata; Actinopteri; Cypriniformes; Catostomidae
Product: MAD2L1-binding protein-like
Exons: 3
Coding region: 1-1161 (386 amino acids)
Biological process (GO): regulation of exit from mitosis
Cellular component (GO): nucleus
Source: RefSeq, a predicted model, not a curated record
AUGGAAGAGGGGUCGAGGAGGGGAGAGUCUGAGAGUGUAAACAUGACUGUCAUCAAAUACAGCAACACCGCCGAAAGUUCCAACAACAUCUGCAAUAACAGGCUUAAUCAGAGCAAUCAACGCACAACUCAGGAGGAAGAGUUAAACGUUCCAUCAGAUGGUGAGACGGGCAGGAACAUUUCGUGCCAUGUCGAUGAUCCCGAGUCUUUCCAUGAGUCUAAGAUGGAAAACGUGUACCUGCUGGAUAACACUAGUAAGAUGGAGUCUUUUAACACUUCAGAUGAUAAAGAAAAUAGGAAUCGCCCUACAGAUUCAAGAAUAGGACAUCAAUGUGAUGAUCAUGAUCUAGGUUGCCAGCGGGCAGACACUUUGGCCAGUGUUUCUGGCACACAGCAGAUGGAUUGUGAUUCCAGUGCUGUGUCUGCACACCAUAUUGACGAUGAGGAAAUAUUCAGGAGAGCAAGAGAGGAGGGACAAGUGACUGUUGUCUUCCUAGGGCAGAUCGCACAGGAUGGUUGCUGUAGAUUUGUUUGUGAGCUUUUUAAGUGUGUCCUUUAUCAGCGGCAACAGCUGCCCAUGACGUAUGACCAAAUGGUGUUCCUUCAAAAACAACAGCAUAAUGCCACACAGACAGAGGACAUGGUGAACUGUCGGCCUGUGAAGACAUCAGGGGGCUUGGAUUGGCGUCGGUGCCAACGGACAUUGCAGGAGCUGGACGAGGUGCUGGCCCACCUGGAGAAACUGUUCUCUCUUAGCCAUGUUCCUCGUGUGCUCUUCAUGCUGGGGGGCUCUACCCUCCUCCCCAACGAACUGUACGAGGUCAACUUGGAAGCAGUGGCUGUUGGUGCCGGAGAAAACAGUUUAAGGACGUCAUCUUGUCUAAGGCAGCUUUUCCGCACACUAUUUGUGGCCGACCUGCUGUCGGACGCAAAGUCUGUUCGUCUCAUGAGCACCACAGUCAUGGCUCUGGGUCACCGGGAUUGUGGCGUGACUGGGUUUAAGCCCAAAGUAGAUUUUAGGGUUCCUACAAAAGUGAAAAACCAUGUCAUCUCCAUAGCCAGUGAUAUGUCCCUCACUGGAGAGGUACACAAAUGUAACCGAGACCUGGAGGACUAUAUAUGGUUUCAGGCCCCUGUCACUGUCAAAGGUUUCUGUAAAUAAUAGGUUGAACAGAAAAUCGAA